Molecule: messenger RNA, 462 nt
Organism: Plasmopara halstedii
Lineage: Eukaryota; Oomycota; Peronosporomycetes; Peronosporales; Peronosporaceae
Product: FOG: Transposon-encoded proteins with TYA, reverse transcriptase, integrase domains in various combinations
Exons: 2
Coding region: 1-462 (153 amino acids)
Source: RefSeq, a predicted model, not a curated record
AUGCGUAUCUCUCGGUACCUUAGUGGCACCCGAUCGCACAAGCUCGCAGGUGAUGACGAGGCCAAGGAACUCUCGCUCUGGCUGCGCUCAUACACUGAGGCUGGCUUUGCGGCUGACAAGGACGACAGGAAAUCUGUGAGCGGUGCAGUCGCCCAAGUGAACGAUAUGACGGAAUCACAGCAGUGCAAGAAGCAGGGUUUUGUGGCACAUCGACAAUCGAGGUGGACGGUUAUCGUGCAAGCGCAGAGCGAAACAAGCUCGGCGAAGGCAAAGCACGUGGACGUCAAGCUUAAGUUCAUCCAAGACUGUGCCAAGACGGGUGUCGUGGUGCCAGAGUAUGUUGCUAGCGCUGAAAUGCUCGCGAACCUGCUGACGAAAUUGCUGCUGGCACCACGAAAGAAAGAGCUACGCGAAAAAUCAGACUCGUCGACAUCGAGUGAUCCAAGGACCCCGAGGCUGUAG